CCCCGAGUUUAUCGGGGUUUUGGGGGGGCCCCGGUUUGGGGGGGCUCAGUUCGUCCUCAGCGCAGGACAACGCCCCCCAUGGCCGCUCUGCUGCGCUGCCCCGUCCUGGCCCGGCACCCGCGGCUGCUGCGGGCGCUGAGCACGGCCCCGCCCCGCCCCCACCCCGGUGACCCCCCCGAGGGGUCCCCGUGCCCGUUUUUGGGGGCGCAGGGGGGGGAGGGGCCGCCCCUGGUGCUGCGCGCGGCCCCGGAGCUGCAGGAGGACGUGGCCCCCCCCGAGGAGGAGCCGCUGGAUUGGCUGCUGGAUUUGGGGGACCCCCCCGAGGAGCCCCCCGAGAGGCGGCUGGAGGAGAACCUGCCCGAGGACGCCUUCCCGUACGAGGCGGUUUUGGGGGCGCGCCUGGCGGGGCUGCGCCGCUCCCACACGUACCGCGAGUUCACGGCGCUGGCGCGGCGGGCGCGGCACCCCCCGAGCGCCUUUUUGGGGUCCCCCCCGCGCCUGGUGCAGCUCUGGUGCUCCAACGAUUACCUGGGCAUGAGCCGGCACCCCGAGGUGCUGCGGGCAGCCAGGGCAGCGCUGGCGGCUCACGGGCUGGGCGCGGGCGGCACCCGGAACAUCGCGGGCACGGCACCCCUUCACGGGGCGCUGGAGGCGGCUCUGGCGCGGCUGCACCGAAAGCGCCGCGCGCUCCUCUUCUCCUCCUGCUUCGCCGCCAACGACACCGCGCUGGCCACGCUGGCACGGCUGCUGCCCGGCUGCCACUUCUUCUCGGACGCGGGAAACCACGCCUCGAUGGUGCAGGGCAUCCUGCGCAGCGGCGCCCCCAAACACAUCUUCCGCCACAACGACCCCCAGCACCUGGACGAGCUUUUGGGGCGCAGCCCCCCCGGGGUCCCCAAAAUCGUCGCCUUCGAAUCCGUUCACUCCAUGGACGGCUCCAUCGCGCCGCUGGCCGAGCUCUGUGACGUGGCGCACGCCCACGGCGCCCUCACCUUCGUGGACGAGGUUCACGCCGUGGGGCUCUACGGGCCCCGGGGCGGCGGCAUCGCCGAGCGGGACGGGGUCAGCGGCAAGGUGGACGUGGUGUCCGGGACCCUCGGGAAGGCGCUGGGGGCCGUGGGGGGCUACAUCGCCGGGGGGGCGGCGCUGGUGGACGCCGUCCGCUCCUUCGGGCCCGGCUUCAUCUUCACCACGGCGCUGCCGCCCGCCGUGCUCGGGGGGGCUCUGGCGGCGCUGCGCGUUUUGGGGGGUCCCGAGGGGGGGGCCCUGCGCCGCUCCCACCAGCGCAACGCCAAACACCUGCGGGUGCUGCUGCGGGACCGCGGCGUGCCCGCGCUGCCCGCGCCCAGCCACAUCGUGCCCGUGCCCGUUGGGGACGCGCGGGCGGCCACGCGGCUGAGCCGGGCCCUGCUGGAGCGGGGGCUCUUCGUCCAGGCCAUCAACCCCCCCACGGUGCCCAGGGGGGGGGGACUGCUGCGCAUCGCCCCCACCCCCCAGCACAGCCCCCAGAUGAUGGAGAACCUGGCGGACCAGCUGUCCGAGUGUUGGGGGGCGCUGGGGCUGCCCCGGGACUCCCCCCUGGGCCCCUCCUGCGCCUCCUGCCAGCGGCCGCUGCACCUCUCGCUGAUGAGCGCCUGGGAGCGGCAGCACUUCCAGCCGGGGGGGGUCCCCGCCACCGCCUGAGCCCCCCGAAACAGCCCCCAGAGUGCUGAUACAGCCCCCCAAAAAACAGCCCCCAGAGUGCUGAUACAGCCCCC
Messenger RNA from Taeniopygia guttata (zebra finch), 1757 nucleotides. Lineage: Eukaryota; Metazoa; Chordata; Aves; Passeriformes; Estrildidae. The record is from RefSeq and is a predicted model, not a curated record.